GCUGCACAAUUUGUCGCUUAUUUUAAAUGCCAUGUUAAGUGCAGCAUUGGCAGCCCUGAGCUGGACCCGGACCGCAUUGGAGUAGUAGUGAUAUUUCAGGGGGAUUUGCGAAAACUCCGUGUCAGGAGCUGCCUGUGGAUUUUCCUGAGCUCUGCGUUUCUCCAGUUUGCUUUUCCGCACUUUUGCGCAAAGCGGAAAAGCGCGUUUCAGUGUUGCUGUCAAUAUGUUAUUUCCUUAAAAUUAAUUCAUACUGCAUAUCUAAUGAGUCUGCGUAUUUCCCGAUUUUUGUUAUGCAUCCGACAAAAACAAUGAAUAUGCAAAAAAAAAAAAUAUAUAUAUAUAUAUAUAUAUGUCAAAAACAUCUCUCUGGCUCUUUAAGUGGGCUGCUUGCUGUAGCAUCUGCUGAUGGUUUGUAUGCGAAUCCGCCUGCGCCGAUCUCCCUGCGCCCCGGUCCGUCCGAUUGGGUCGCGGCGAGGCGAAGCUCCAGCCCCUUCUCGCUAACGAUGCUGCAGCCUGUCACACAGUAGCACAUUAGGAUGGCUGGAUGCCGGGAAAAGUUCAAAUUUCGCGUUUAAUAAUAAGGAUCGCUGUUUCUGGCAAGCCAGUUUUAGGAGACCACAUUUGCUCCAAAUGCUGUUGUGGUUUCAUCAGAAAUUUUUAAAAUAAGCCAGUUCCUCCGGACAGCGCCGAUGGCAUGCCGUCACUGCUUGUUUCGCUCGCACCUGACAGCCGCGGCAUCUCCCAGAUCGCCGGAGUGGGGCUGCGCCCCUGGCGCUCCCUUCUGCUGACCCCGGCGAUCGAAAACCAGAUAAGCGGGGACCCUGCGGGCGGAGUGCGGCCCCGUUACGUUGCUGCAGAGCGUAAGUACAAUACGAUCAUUAAUACGGCAAAGCCUGCGAUGAACAGCGCCGUGGCAGCCUGCCUCGCUCGGACAUGUGCCCGCUGGGCGUGUGCUGUAAUUCUCACUCAAUAUGAUUACCGUUAACAUCGUUUUACAGAAUUAACUUAAAUGGGGAUUUAAUAAUUGGAUGACGUUUAGUGUGAAGCGGAAGGGUCACCGCAUGGGCUCCUUUGGUCAUUUCCCACCACAUGUACUUCGUUUUGCUGCCGGUCUUUUUUUUUUAGCCGGCCUCCUUUUAUUUAUUUAUUUUUUAUUGUCGCAAAAAGAUCGUUAUUUUGCGAUCACAUGGCUACUUUUGCUUACUGCAAAGGCUGCGCUGAAGAAUAUGUCGUUUAUGGGAAGAUCGACUUCAGACAGUAUCGGGUCCCUAAGCGACCUCCCGGCGGACAGCUGGAUGUCUCACCUGCCGUCUGCGCUAUGGGACAUGCCUCUGUGCAACUUGGCUAUCCCAGGUCUCCAGUCGACCUGGCACAGCCCGAUGUUCUUCAGACGCUGGACAAGUACAUGAAACCCCUGAUUCGCCCAUUUGUGUACAAGUGGGCGAUGGCGCAGGAAACCAGUGUGAAGGAGCAGCUGGAUUGUGGGGUGAGAUACUGUGACCUCAGGAUCGCUCGGCGACCCAACGACAACUCAGCGCACCUGUACUUCUACCACGGCGUCUACACCACAGUGACUGUAGAGGCUGUCCUGACGGAGAUCAGAGAGUGGCUGGACAUGCAUCCCAGGGAGGUGGUUAUCUUGUCCUUCAGUCACUUCCUGGAGCUCAACCUGGACUGUCACAACCUCCUGAUUCAGACCAUAAAAGAUGUGUUUGUCUCAAAACUGUGCCCAAAAACGGAACCCAUAACCCUGCGGAACCUCUGGCAGCUGGGUUACCAGGUGAUCGUCUCCUACGAACACAACAUUAAAAACAUACACAACGAGCUCUGGUCCCACAUCCCCUACUGGUGGGCCAACAAGUGCAAAGCAGAAGCUCUAAUUGAGGAGUUUGAGAAGCGAAGGAAACAGCAGGGUCGCCCAGGGGGCUUCUAUGUAACCGGGAUUAACCUCACUGAAGACUUGAAGUACAUCUGCUCGCACCCUACUGAGUCCUUGAAGGACCUGGUGAUGUCCACCUACCCGGUGCUGCUGGAGUGGGUCAAGGGCUUAUGUCCUGGGUCCAAUCCUGGCUCCAUCAACAUCAUAGCGGGGGACUUUGUGAGUGAGAGUCACCUGGUGCCAACAGUGAUCGCACUGAAUGAGAAACUACUCAACUGGAUUUAAUGGCCAGGCUGUUCUGAAUCAUUCAAUGUUUCCAUGUGUCAAUAAACAUUUAGAGGUCAAAUCCAAACAGGACACUUAAGAUGCCCCAACAAAAGUCAUGGGAUAGAUUGCAAAUUAAAGGAAGGCCACGAUCGACUUCCAGGGCGCAGUUUUCAAACACCCACCACAAUGAGAUACAUAGUCUGUGCUCAGUUAUAUGCUAAUGGUGAUAAUUGGCUGUUCAUAACUAUAGGAAUUCCAUGACUUUUGAUAGGGCUACAGAGCCACAGGACAAGGUCUUUCUGACAGAUUUUACACAGGACACACAUAAGAUUAAAUGUAUGAUAACGCAUAAAUGUGUUAUGAGGCACAAAUACAUAUUUAUGAGGUGCUGCUGGGUGUCAGUAGUAUGAGUCAUAACCUUACUAAAGCAUAUUCUGAACAAUACUAAGAUUCUUCUUAUUAACACACCUACAGGUAAAAUACAUUUAAGCAUCCAACUAGCUAAAGAAUAUAUACAAACUUAAAACUCGUGGAAAAAUUGGUUAAAUUUUGGCAGAUAUUUAGGUUAUAAAUCCUUGCAUGAAAAUACAGUCUUAUCCUUGUAACAACACAGUAAAUAUCCACUGCAUACUGUCUAGGUUAAUAAAGCAUGUCUAGUUUAUAAUUUAGUAUAUUCAUUUCAUAUUCAAGUUACCUCCACAAAUAAUUUUAGGGUAAAGUAUGAUUGACCGCCAUCUUUAAUGGUCAGGACUAGGAUAUAUAUACACGUGACCCCUGACGUACUUGAAUAUACAGUAGUUCGGGUCUGAGGUGUUGAAAGGCCGUUUUUAGAACUACUGUCGAUAAGUAGGUUUUUUAAUGUUGUUAUACUGCGCGGAGUAUUUGCGGUCUGGUGAUUUGGCGAUGCUAGUGUGUGGGUCGUUAGAGUGGGCUGUUAUUUUUCGGCGCCCUGAAAUACUUAAGGUAAGCACAUUUGCACUGGUCUCUCGUGCAUACAUUAUUUUUAUGAUGUUCUGCUUAUUUGAUAGGAUAAUGAAAGCGUGCAAUUAAUAGUUUCUCAGAUCAUCCCAGGCUAACUAUUAGACCUACCUGACUAACUGCACAUAAACAAAUUACGUGUUUCUCAACCAAAAAACGAAUUGCAAUAUAAUUUUUCUAAUUCUCUUGUGCGUACUGGAUUGUAUUUCAGCAACCUUCCGUAAUUAAUUGGGUCUAUUUGAAUAAAACAUAUCUGUAAUGAUAGUUUUUUUAUUUUUAAGGAAGUAUGUUUGUAGAUGCAUAAAUAACAUUUGCGUUUUGGUUCUUUAGUAAUGUAUUAUAAAAUGAAUUCGUAUUUAAAUGGUUUUGUCUAAAUCUAUUAGACUAGACCAACCGAGGGUGGUGUCUAUUUCAUGCGUCUUAGGGUAUGAUACUGACAGUCCAUCUAAGAGCCAUACACAUGAACACGCUCCCCCACUGGGGGUAAUGCAAAGUCGUCAGUCAGCCUAAAUGCAUGUCUUUGGACGUCCGCGCGACGCAGGAAGAAUCCGCGAGCUGCACACUGCCCUCUGAGCCGCUUCCGAAGCAAUGUCUAAAAACACCCAGCACUGGAAUUUUUUCGUUAUUCACCCAACCUUACAUUUUAACCAUUUUGUUUAUAUUUAUUGCAAUGCUCUCUUAAAAUAAUUUAUGUUUUAACUAUAAUAAAUGCACUAAAGUCUUACGAAUGAUUACUGAAUGGUUACGUAUCACUAUCGGCAGUGAAUGUGCCUUUUUCUAGUGUUGCAAUAAAUCGCUUUUAUUCUACCUG
Molecule: messenger RNA, 3935 nt
Organism: Paramormyrops kingsleyae
Lineage: Eukaryota; Metazoa; Chordata; Actinopteri; Osteoglossiformes; Mormyridae
Source: RefSeq, a predicted model, not a curated record